AUGAAUCAACCAUCCUCGAUUUCCGAAAGUAGUGAACUUGUAAUAUCUAGUUUUUCUCUCAUUUUUGAAAAACAAAUUUCGAAUUUUCUUGUUGCAGCAAAACUUCUACGAACAAUAUAUCGGGGUUGGAGUUGCACACAAAGACGCGCCAAAUAGCAAGUUUCGGAAUCCCAGUAAUUGUCUUGAUAAGACAAAAUCGAAGCAUAUUUUGUUAGUCGACGGGCCAAAUAUGACAAAAGAUACUGCUGAUAUGGGAAACUUAUUAGAUGGUAUAUCAGGAUCAGGCGAGCCGGAAUCAAAAAGCGAGGAUGUAUUCGGAGAUAAUGAUAGUGCAGACAACAGUUUGAAGAUUGAUGAUGAAUUCCAAGAUGCUUCAGACAAGUCAUUUGAAAAUGACACUGUCGCAGAUUCUCAGCCAACAAUAUCGAAGGAUGAAGAACAAGAACAAAAACCAAAAGUAGAACUGAAAGAAGAAAAAGUUUUUGUGCAGAAUGUGCCAAAGAAAAAAGCGAAAUAUGAUGUAAAAGAAGAAGUAGAAGAGGAAGAAGAAGCAGAACUAGGUCUCCGCUCAAUGGAUAUCACAACCUCUACGGAAUGUUCACAAUCUUCAAUACCUUCUGCAAAACGAGCCAAAGUUGAGGAAUCUGAAGAUUUUGAGGAAAAAAUCAAGGUAGAAAAAGACAAGGAUGAGGAAAUUAUUGAUGAGGUGAGAAUUAUUGGGUUUUUUGUUUGAAUUCACGAUUUUGAAAUUUUUCCAGAAAUCAUCAAGCAUUGUCAAUGGAAGUUCGCGAAUGGUUUCAACUUCUUCGGUAAAUAAUAAUAUCCAUAGUGAAUUGAAAUCUAUUUUUUUAAUUACAGCAACUAUCUACUUCUCGACCAUCAAGAUUUGCUAAUCAAAGUCGAAGCAAUUCACCAAUUGAACACGCAAAUGUUAACCUAUCAGAAGAAUUGCAAGAAUUGCUCGAUGAAUUUGCCGCCACCAAAACGUGUUUCGAUCCGGAUUUGAGCAAGCCUCAACUAAUUGAUUGGAUAGCCGGAAAGACAGAAUAUUACAAACAUAUUUUUCCAACAGAAGUAUGGCAAAAUUGGUUUUGUUCUAGGCGUUCGGUAAUAAUUAUGAAUUUCUUGAUGACAUUUGAUUAAUAAACAUCGUAUUUCAGGAAGGAUCUCAAGAAUCUAAGCCAAGGUUAUGUCCGGAUAUCAAACGGUUAUUCGAUUGUUAUGAAAUUCACUGGUCGAAUGGAUAUCAUGCUUUAGAAGUUGGUUAAUUUGAAGUUUUGAAAAUCCAUAUAUUUCAUAUUUCAGACCCUGAUUUAUGAUAUUCAUGCUAUCAAUAUCAAACGACGAGGGCGAUUGCAUGCUCUUUAUUCAUAUUUCGAAGAACAAAAGGAUUGUGGAAAAGCCGAAGAAACUCUUGAAUUGUUUCGUUAUAUUGUCGAUCUUUCUGAACAAUCUGAUAGUUUACCGUCAAAAAUACCACGUUUGGUGAAAAACCGUCCAGGAUCAGUUACGUUUACUCGGAAGCAAUGCUCGAUUAUUUUGGCUAAUAUGUUUCUUGGAAUUUGUCCAAAACAGAACUCCUUUUUUCAGUGAGUAAUUUUAAUUUUAUUUUUCGUUAAAUCUAAUAAUUUUAUAUUUCAGCAUUUUUUCUUCGGAUAAAAAUGUAGGAUUGGAGAAAGUCAAAUUUAUAAUGACUUAUUUCGAAACUAUUCGAAACGCUGAAGAAAAUGAAUCAAAAUUGACCGAAAAAGUGACAUUCCGAAGAACUAAAUCUGAUCCGAAGUCAUCUUGGGAAUUGAAAAAUAAUGAAUCAAAAAUAAAUGAUCUUGUAUUCCACGUUUCAACAGGUUUGAAAAUUGAACAUGCUCAUGGAUGUAGUCAAAUGGAUUUCGCGAAUAAAUAUAUUGGAGGUGGAGUUCUCAACGAAGGAGCUGUUCAAGAGGAAAUUCGUUUUUUGAUGUGUCCAGAAAUGAUGAUAUCCAUGUUGUUGUGUGAAAUUAUGGAAGAUGGUGAAUCGAUUCGAAUUGUUGGAGCCAAAACUUAUAGUUCGUAUGAAGGAUAUUCAGACAAUUUGAUAUGGGUGCCAUUACAUGAGAUCGAUGCAAAAUUGAACAAUAAUCAAGAUAAGCAUGGAAGAUAUAUCAAUGAAUUGAUUGCUGUUGAUGCUAUUGAUUAUAGUUAUAGUGGCAGAAAUUAUUUAUGUCAAUUCAAUGUUUAUUCGAUUAAUCGAGAAAUUAAUAAGGUUUGUCUAUAAACAAAAAAAGAAGUGUUAUUUUGUCUAAUAUUCUGAAUAAUUUAUACCUUAUAUUUUUAUUUCAGUUGCUCGCUGGUUUCACGGCUCCUCGAUAUUGCUCAAAAAAUCCGCCAAUCACAACUGGUUGGUGGGGUUGUGGUGCAUUUCGUGGUAACAAAGAAUUGAAGGCAAUGCAACAAGUUUUGGCGGCAACAAUCACCAAAAGACCUUUGAUUUUUUGCACUUUUGAAGAUCGACGUUUGGCGAUUAAGUUGAAUAAUAUUGUUGGAAUUUUGAAGAGCAAUAAUUGUACUGCAGGUUUGUGAUGAAAAAAUGGAGGAAAAUUUCAAUCAGAAACUGACGAAAAGGGCCUGCGAGCCAUGGUAUUAAUUUGUUUGAUUAGAAAAUAUAGUUAUGACUUGGCUCAAAAAUUCCCCCCGAAAUCCAAAUGUCAAAAAAUAAUAAGUGUUUUCAUAAUAUUUCAAACUCUAAAGCUCAAUAGCAUUAUAAGUUUCAUUUGCGCUCCUAGAAAAUUAUAAUUUAUUUUUUUAUUCUUCAAAAUUUUGCAGGUAUGCUCUACGAAAUGUUGCUCUCAUAUAAAAAUUGGCAACAUUGUAAGGAGGCAUCGCUUUUCGAUUACAUUUCUGGCAUUUUCAAAAAAUAA
Messenger RNA from Caenorhabditis angaria, 2897 nucleotides. NCBI's taxonomy places the organism in Eukaryota, Metazoa, Nematoda, Chromadorea, Rhabditida, Rhabditidae. The record is from the annotation of a GenBank genome assembly.